UAUCAUUCGUUCGCUCGAGAUAUCAAGAGCUCAGGUCGAUGUAAUUUUCCCUUUUCCCCAAAAGCGUUUACGCUGGUUUCGGAUCAAAAAGGAAGUACUUACCCAAAAGAUAGGUGACAAAUUGAGCGAUCGAUCCUUCACUUUUCUCCAUCCCAAGCACUUGAUUAAAGAAAUUGUGAUUUGCUGAUCUAAGAAUUGGUUUAAAGAAUAUAUUUUUUUACCCUAAAAACUUGCUCCACCUCAAGAGAUGUUUUACCACGUUUUUCGGCGUUGUGUGAUGGCGCUGCCUUCUGCAGUGAUCCAUUGUUUCCUCUUUUUAUUGUUUAUUUUUCAACAACCAUGGAACCAAACAAGCACUGCCAGUGCAAUUUUGUUCAAGCCUCGUCGUGAGCCUCCCAUGCCUCUUUCGGAUGGCACUGCAGCAGGUGAGACGACUGUGACCACGACAGGGUACGAAGAUUAUGACUUGGCGGGGGGUGAGGACAGUGAAUGCGCCCCAAUGUCUCUGCUGCAGACGGUGCCAAAAAGAGUUGCCGGCUUGACUAGCAUGAUCUCGGGAAAAGAACAAAGAGCGGCAGCGGCUGAUAUCGAGGAAAUAGAGCAGAAAUUCAAGAAUCAGAUCAAGAAACCGUUCAUCGAAAUGCUGAUAUUUGAAGCGCGGGACAAGUGGCGCGACGAGCAUAUUAAGCCAGCAGGACCGAAGCAGAGCGCAAAAGAAGCUGGGGAAAACCCGCCCUUGGCUGCCAACGGGGUGCCUCGAAUUGGGAUGAAGGGGGCACUGGAUAAAGCGGUCACCGCGUAUGAUCAAGUAGUGGCUGCCUGGAAAGAAGUGCGGUCAACGAUGUCCGAUAUCAACGAGUCGAGGAAAAGACUGGCGCCUCUAGACGAAGUCCAGAGAUUGCUCAAUAAGACAUCGAGACUCAAGCCUUUCCGGAGAGCACAGCUUGCUGAGGAAGUCGUGAAGGAGGUAUCUGAGGAGGUGAGAAAGGCGUGGGAAUUCCGGGAAAAAGAAUUGGAAAAUCCGAAACCUGGAGUGAAGAGAGGAGAAGCGGAGGGCGUGGACAACCUCAUCACGGACCUGCCCGACAACGUGCUCAGGAGGGCAUAUGAAAUCGAAAGUAAAAGAUCCGGAGGUCUUCGUUCGGCAGCAGAUGCUCCUGCGGCCGGACCGGCACCGCCGGAUACUGCCAUGCCGGAAAAGUAGGUAAGGACAAUAAGAUGAUCGCCUGUGGUGCCAAGAGGAAGGAGGGAUCUAUUCGACCGCCACGCAGCUAAAGCGAAUUAAGUCUAAGCGGAGGUUAUAACUUGAAUGGUGUAUCAUGGAUAUUUUGUAGAACGACUACUUCGUGACGAUGAUGUAAUUUGGCAAAGAGAGCGAUGAAGUGCGCUAGUGUAGUACAGAACGUUACUGACGGGGUAUGCGUAGUUCCAAACAAGCCUGCGUCGUUGAUUUGCAUACGUUUUUAUAUUUCGAGUUAAGCUGAAGCCCCAUGGGCAGUUUUAUAGAGUGUUUGCUUGCAUUAAUUGUGAAGAUGUUCGCUACAUGGAACCUUUGAAGUCGCAUUUUUUGUUUUCAGCAUAUGUUUGUCAUUGAAUUAGAAACCCAGUACUGGAGGAAGUUCGUAGAGUCCCAGAGGUGCGAUAUUGCUUCAUGCUGAGCCAGAUGCAGCUCGUGGAAGCAGAGACACUAUUUUCCCGCCUAGAAUCCUGACAAAUGGCACCGCGCUUGCUGUUAUUGUGUCUCAGCGCAUGAAAUUGUAAUGCACAAGAAGUGUUGUAUGCACCAGCGCAAGUGAAGCAUCGACUGGGCCACUCGCUUUUUUUGUGAAGUAAGCUCAUCGUGUAUGGGGACUGAUUGCUUACCAUGAUUUAUGUUUGUUUUUUACCUGCAUGAUCCAUGAGUGUUCCGCUUGAAAUUUUCGACCGAAGAACCCUGAGUCGACGACGACGUGGCUUUAGCUGUCCGCCUGACUUCUGAUCACGUAUUUCGAAGUGGCGCCAAACCGGCACCAACUACGACAGGCAAGUGGAGUGGAGCUUUCAUAAGUGCGACCUUUUGAAUCUUGACCGUGGACCGAACGUGAAGUAAGGCGACAUUUUUUUCAAGUGGACGCGGCGUCUGUGAGAACCUUAUUAUGAAACCACUCAAGGCACAUUUUCAGCGGCCAACCGAACACUCUUCGAGGCCGACGAAACGAAUACCAGCUUCGCUCUCUCAACGGGGCAACUCGUACUCGAUAUGCGAACAUCUGCACCCCGUAUCCGCACGUCUAACCACCUGCGCCUCUGAAUACGCGCUUCGUCCAGGGCCAUCCUUCGACAACGCUUAGUGCUUUUGCUCUCUGCAGUUGUACCUCGAGAAUUUACAUCGUGUGGCUACCGUGUUGUGUGUUUUGGAUCGGUUGUGUUGGGCGUUCGCAUUGCAAGGAAAUCGGAGGUGAAACCGGGCGGAAGAAAUACAUUAAGAACAAGAACAUAGAGAGAACAACACGUGUUCAGCUUGGAACCCCAUAAAGGCAGGAGCUCCGAGACCGAUCAGAAACCAGCGCGAGAGCGUUCGCCACCACGUUGGCCUAGUGCGGUGCGGCUGGAAAGAAACACCCCAGGGCACGCAGCUGCGGCACAUAAGGAGUUCUUCUUAAUGUAUUUCUUCCGCCCGGUUUCACCUCCGAUUUAGAACAAAGAGAACAACAUAUAGGAAAACAACUACAACAAAAUAAGGGACUAUGCUGUGAACAAGACAGCAACAUAUGAUCAAAUGGAGAAUUCUUCCUCUAUGAAAUUACCUCUUGCGCGCUUACUGACUUAGAAGGCAAAGAACCGACUACAAGAUAUACGCAAACAAUCAAAUACGUCAUACCAGCAUUUGAUCUGACUACACAAACACGCUUUUAUUUUCUAGGAUUGAUCCUGGG
Molecule: messenger RNA, 2915 nt
Organism: Amoebophrya sp. A25
Lineage: Eukaryota; Dinophyceae; Syndiniales; Amoebophryaceae
Source: the annotation of a GenBank genome assembly